Molecule: messenger RNA, 1564 nt
Organism: Closterium sp. NIES-67
Lineage: Eukaryota; Viridiplantae; Streptophyta; Zygnematophyceae; Desmidiales; Closteriaceae
Source: the annotation of a GenBank genome assembly
CGUUCUAAUCGUUGAGAGCUUGUCCAGCCGAUUUCCACCAAACACGCAGCUUGUCCUGAUUAUAAGCUAUAGCUCAUUAGAAAAUGGCUGCCCUCAGCUCAUCGUCCCUAGUCUCUCAGACUUCCGCCAAUCCCUUUGGUAAACCAGCCUCUACCUCUUCCUCUCCUUCGCACAUCCCCGCGUUCUCUGGCCUCCGCACACUCGGCCAUGCGAAGGCCGGUUCCGCCAAAACAAGCUGCGCCAACAGCUGCAAAUGCUCGCGCCAUUCCACUAUCCGAGCUGCAGCAACUUUCGAAAACAACAGCUCGCACGAAACCAUCGAUGUCGCCACGUCGUCGCAAACGCUUUUCGCCAGCGUGUCGCAAGCUUCCACCCCUCCCACUGCUCCUUCUGCUUCCUCUAGCGCAAUCGUCCCUGCCAUUCUCGGAGCCGGCCUGCUCGGAGGAGCGGCCUUUGCGCUCCUCUCAAACAAGUCCGCGCCCCCCACGGCACCCGCUCCCCCUACUCCCGCCGCGGCCGCCGCUGCUGCCGUCACGACUGGCUAUACUAACGGCGCCGCGACGAAGUUCGUGAAGCGAGCGGCGCCGGCGGCGCUGGCGACGAUGGCGGCGACGUUUCCGAACGCGAUGCAGGAGGAAACGUUCAUGCACGCGGUAGCGGAGGAGCUGCGCAACCUGGGCUUUCAGCGCGACAACUGCAUCGCGCUCGUCAACACGUGUCGCGACGAAGUCUGCCGCCCGAUCGUGAACCUUAUCGAUAAGGAAUUCGGCAUGUCGUUCAACAUCGCGGGGCUGGGAGGACUCGUGAAUUGCGGCAAGACGGGGUUCAAGGCCGCCAUGUCGCACUCUCCAGAGUUCCCGUGCGAAAUCGACGGCAAGCUCCGCGAAAGAUACAUUUUCUUCGGGUUCCCGCACGUGUCUAUCGGCGAGUCGGGCGAGGUCGGCUCACUCCUGCGCCGUGGGCGCGGCAAGCCCUCCUCGGCGUGCGGUGCGCUGAUCGCCAUCAAGGGCGACAUCAAGGCGGGUGGCCCCGUGGAGGACGACCCCGAUAACGCCGAGUACGUCGAGCUCAAGCGGAAAAUCAUCUCGCGAGUGGCGUCUUCGGGUUCUGACGGCCCAUCGCUGGUUCAAGUCACCAGGGCCGCGCUCCAAGCAAUUACUGACGACCUGGAACGCCUUAUCUCCCUUACAGUUGACCCCGCUACUGCCGACUACGCAGUGAUCACCGGCGUGCAGAUUCAUUCCGGCGAUCAGAUUCCCGGGGAGCCCUUCCGCAUCGAGCGCACGUGCGACUACAUCGCGCCCAAUGCUAUGUACGCCGUGAUUCGCGGGGAGAAGCACAUUCUGCACACCGAGAUCAACCAGAUCACCGCCAUCAAAUCCGUGCCUGCUGAUAUCUUCUCCAACUAGAAUCAAGGACUGUUUUCUGCGUGGACGGAUGUGAAUUCGUCAAGUGUUCCGGUCGUUUUUUUCGCUUCCUGACAUAAGCAGGGAUUGCGUUAUUCCUCCGAAUAAUCCUUAUGCCUUUAUGUUGUAUAAUGUCUGAGUAAAGUGCUAAAGUUCGU